UGAAGACGAGCCGCACCGUCCACUAGCCACACGUAGGUUUUACUCGCCAGGACGUGCUGAAAGCCGGCAGCUAGUGAUGCAGAUGAGCCAGCGGUGUAGUGGCAUCUCCAGCGCGCCGACGUGUUGUGAAGACGCAGCCAGAAGACCGUCGUGGGAGCAGCAGCGGUGGAGGAUGCAGGGAUCAUUUUUUGGGCACAUUCUUUAAUAGAAGCAAGGGACUUUGUUUCUGUGAUUUCCUGGGCUGCCGCGGGGAAGCGUAGUUGUACUGUAGCACAGCUGUGCCACCUGGAGUCGCCUUGGGGGAAAUCAUCUUGAAAAUAAUGAGUGGUAACGCGAACCACCACCAGCACCAAGGCGCGCCGCAAAUGCCGGGUGCAGCAGGACCCAAUGCAGGAGCUUCACAACCGUUGUAUAAUAACAAUAUGACGGCUCAAGCUCAACAUCUUGCCGGAGCAUCCGCACCUCCCACAGCGGCGUUGCCCUUCCGUCCUCCUCCACCGAUGAUGGCGCCGAUGACGCCUGCUUCCGGGGCGCAGCAAAUGAUGUUGAUGCAACAAAUGAUGCUGAAUCAGCAGCGCAAUCUGAUGGCGAGCAAUCCCAUGCUGGCGGCCCAAGCGAACGCGAAUUUUUCCAUGAUGCAGACAGCCGCCCAGGCGAGCAAUCCCAUGCUGGCCGCGGCCCAGGCGAGCAAUCCCAUGCUGGCCGCUGCCCAAGCGAGCAAUCCCAUGUUGGCCGCUGCCCAGGCACAGCAGCUCCAGCACUUCGCCGCGCAGCAGGUGGCCGCGCAGCAGCAAAUGAACUUUUCCUUGGCCGCCGCAAGAAACUUGCAGGAGCAGCAGCAGAAGUUGCGCACCUUCGCCGCAGGGGCCGCAGGAGUAGCACCGCCGGCGCAGACGCACCUGCAACUCUCUGGAGGAGUAGAACGACAUCAACAGCAGCCGGUGCCGCAGAAUUUGCCUAGUGGUACUUCAUCUACUAGCGCCGGUGGCAAUCUAGCUCCUGGGGCAUCAGCUACGCCAUCAGCGUCAACUGGUGCAGCAUCCACAGCUUCUGUAGUUCCAAGUGCUGGAGGACCACCAGCAGCAGCACAGGCACCAACGCUGGCACAGCAGCCUCCUCUCCUCGCGCAAAAUUUGGUGCAGCAGGCGCAGGCGAAAGCGGGAAGUGUGCCGCUGAUGGGUGGAAUCGCGCCCGGGGCGAUGCUAAUGCCCGGCGCCUUGGCCGGCGCGACGACUAGUACUACUGCUAGUACAGCGUCCUCCACGGUGGCAGCAGCUUUGAUGCAACAGCAGGCCAACACGACGACCGGCGCAGGAGCAGCGCGGCCGGUCAUGGGGGUCGCAGGAGCAGGAGGGGCAACUUCUUCGGCCACCAACGUAUUGCUGGCGCCGGCUGGAGCUGCGGCAAGUACAACAAGUAUCGGGGCGAAGACGAUUCCGGAAAAGAUCAUGGAGAAGCGAAUGAUGGAGACGAAAAAGCAGGAGUUGCUGAAGUACCAGGAGGACCAGAAACGCAGAACGCUCCACAGUCUGAAAAAGUGCCACCUGCACACCAAGCCGGUGCCGAGAAAGUGCAAGUUCUGCUUGAAGUAUGCCACCGACGUGGAGCAAGCGAACCUGCAGAUCGAGGAGGUCGCCCGGGAGACCAACAGCAAACUGGAGGCGCUGCAACAACAGGGCGCCGCACUCGCGCAAGGGAUCCUGCAGGCGCAAAGUGGUGGCGCCGGAGCAGGACCGAGGAGUACAACCACUUCUGCCUCCGGGCACCAGCUGCUGCAUAUCACACAGAAAAAAGCAGGCAGGUCAGAUUUGUAAUGCAAAAAUAAACACACAAACCCACGCUAUGGGGCCGCCCAUGACAGAUUUUUCUGUGUAUUCAUUUUUGCAUUACAAAUAUGCCCUGCCUGCUUUUUUCUGUGGGAUACUGCACGCCUUUCAGCCAAACCACAGUCAUCUUGUGAUGCUCGGCGCUGCUGGUGCCGGGGGCCUGCCGACCGCGGGCGGCGAUCCGCAGCAGAUGCUUUCGUUGGCACGAGCAGGAGGGGCAGCUGCUGGCGCUUACAACAUGAGUGCACAUCAUCAACAACUGCUGAAGCUGCCCUACACGAACGAAAAGACGUUCAACCUGCCGAUGCUCGUGCUGGGGCAGAUCGAGAAGUCGACCUUUUUCCACGAGCUGCAGAACGGGCUUUCAACGUUGGGCGAGGCCGCGCACCUCCCCGGCGGGGGGGCGCGGGACGGGAAGUGCGACACCGUGGGCAGGCUGGUGGGAAAGGCGGUUCGGGUGCUUGACAACUGCGAUGUGUACCUUCACCACUCGUUCACGGAGACCUCCAGCUUCAUGGCCUGUCUGCUAAGGUAUCCCUGAGUAGAGAAAAAGUGUAGUUUAUCGCAUCUGUAUUAAGAAGUGCUACAUGCAAAAAUGAAUACGCCGCCCGAGGAAAAGAUAAACGCAAAUCUGUUAUCGGCGAUACCACAGCACGCUGGUUCAGUCAGUAUGCAGAAGACAUAAAAUUUGAUUUACUUUAUUGUAGGCGUAUGUACGACCGUGAAGAUAUAAUACUGGUAGCUUUUUUCCUUGGGAUAUGCGGCUGCUCUUGCUCAAGCCCACGGGCGAGGAGUUGAAGGACAUUCUGCUGAACACAGAGAACCCCUUACGCAAAAAAAAAAAACUGUGUAGGUGUAAGUCUGUGAUGGAAACCUGUCAACACAGUUGCACUUGGCAUGCUAGCUGGCCAUGAAGUCCUGUUUUAUACGUGUUUUCACGUACUAGAUGCGCAUGACAGGCUUCCUCCGUCACGCAGAGCUGAUUUGUCAUGCUGUCACCCCAAGAGAGCUACACUAACACAGCUUUUUUUUGCUGGAAUACCCGUACGCCCGGCUGCUGGGUUUCGUGUUGAUCCGCUUCGUAUUAGACCACGAGCGCAUGUUAUCGCGAGAAAAAACUGUUGCAUUGUGAACUUGUGAUGCAUAAAAUGGAACACAAAGGAGCCCUUAGCUAUUUGUCUUUCGCUACACUUGCAACAGAGCGAUUGGCUAUUUUUAAGAGCGUUUCUUUGAUAUUUCCGUUGGGAACAAGCCAGCACGCAUGGGGCAAAUUUUCUGUGUAGUCGAGUCUAACAAACUUGUGAUGCAGAUCUUGCAAAAUUGUCAUCAAUCACAGCGAAGCAGUUUUUUCGUGGGAUACAAGUGGGCCUGGUACUCGUCCUUUUUUUUGGACCGGCAGGAGGUCAUACAACAGUGCACAACUCCCCCUCUCCCUCAUUUGUACAGCAUGAAUGGCAAUACAAGCAUCAGCAAGGAUGCUGGUUUUGCAUGACAAAUUUGCACUGGAGUAUAAGUAGCUACCAGAACUUGUCAUGCAAACAGUGCCAAGAGGCAAAGGGUGAGUUACUUUGCAUGACAAAUGAGUGGGAGGGGGGGUUGUGCACUGUCAUAGGUUAAGUUCUGCCGUCACGAACACCUGACUAUGGGGGAGAUCGUCGAGCGGCUCUUUCUCGAGGACCGGUACGGUGACGGAGACUGCGUUAUGAAAUGCAAAAAUGUCUGGGUCGGGAAACUUGUGAUGCUAAAAUGUGCAUGAUGAAAACACUUCCGAAUGCAGUCCGGCAUGACAACUUCCCAAAACGCUUUCUCAAUCCGCAUGAGAAAGUGCGUUUUUGCAUGACAAAAGAGGCUGCGACUUUUGUUCGUUAUGCAAUACAGAUUUUCUAGGUAUGGAAAGCUAGCAUUACAAGUCCCAACCUUCCAGCCCCAGACAUUUUUACAAUCCAUAUGCGUGUUCCCCCGCAUCCCCCACCAGGUGCGGCAGAAGCGCGGGUCGACCCUGGUGCGGCUGGAGCAGCAGCGCGACCGUGCCAAGGAGCACUUGGCACGGGCGGAGCAGGACCCGAAGUGGCUGGCCGUGGGGAAACGCGUCGAAGCAUGCAGCAGUGGUAUAAAUAUAAGUAUUUUAUUGAGCUGCAGUAUUGCUGAGCGCAAAGUCGGAUCUGUAUGAUGUUCUCAUUCUUUCACCUGAGUUCUUGGCACGACAAUUAUACCUUCUUGAUUUGAUGGUGAUAUUCCGGAUCGGGAAAGAAUGUAUGCUUUGCUUCUCGUAUUACAAGUCCACACUUAAUAUUGUAUGUUAUUUCGCUUAUCUGAGAAAUCAGCAAAGUCGUGAAGUCAAAACUACUUUGAACAGGUGACUGGCUUUUCGGGCACAUCGUUUCUGCCAACGAAUAUGCGGCGAAAAGAGACUAUCCGAGAAAAAUUCAUUCGUAUGUUCGAAAUCUCCUUUUGGCAUGACAGUAAAAAUUUGUCAUGUGUAGAUAGUAGUACUAGCUACGUAAAAACACGUACGAAACGCAUAUUCAGCAUUCUGCUAGGCUAUGACGCAUAGUUAGCAUGACAAGCUUAGCGAUCUUGUAUCGCCUGCAACAGAAAGUCGCUCCACUUAAGUAGCAUUUUUUUUGGAUAGACACCCGGGACUGCUGUCGCGCACAGACCGUAUCGAUUUCAGCUACGACAGCAAGAUCAGCAGUCUGGAAGACCAUCGCGAGCAGCAUAUCCAGCGUAUAAACGUCCCCGCCCUGAAGUCAAGAUAAAGAAUCUGCUGUAGAGAUCAACAAGGCUUGGCUGUUCUGCAUGACACAAACCAAGGCUUGCAGUGUGAGCGUGCUUAGCAAGUGCAGCCGCAUCACAAAUUUGGUGCCGCUUUGGACCCUGAUUCGAGCUUGAUAGCAUGCGAAAAUGAUGUUGCUUCAUAACAGCAACUGGGUCCACAUGCGAGACGCUUAUAGGAUUGCAGGUUCGCUACUUAAGUACAUACAUGACUUCGCUCGGCGGGGGCCGUUUUUCCGCCGGAUACGGCGCGAGCUGUUCGGCGCCACCGUGUUUGUGCGUCUCGAAGACGGCGUGUGCGAGGAAUUUCCGCUCGGCAGAAUCGUCUUUCCGUUGGACGACCCGAUCGAAGUAGAACCGAAUGUUGAAGCGUUGUUCCCAACCUCUUCGGCACCUCUCCAGGUGGCCCCGAAACGAUCGGAAUCUGCUUCUGGAGCCGCAGGUCCUGCAGCAGCAGGUGACCACGGAAACCCACUUACCGAGACGGGAAACAGCACGGAUAACUCGCGAGGACAGGAAGCGGUGGUGGACCACAAAAUGAGCGUCCUCCGAACUACCGCAGAUUUGGCACCACAACCUCAAUCCGAAGAGCUGGAAGUGAAGAAACCAAAACCAGACGCAGACCGGCUGGAGCCACCCGCUCGCCCCACCGCGUCGCAAGAGGAUCAUGAAAUGCUCGUCGAUGAUGAAUCAAAUAAUGCUGUCGCCGCGCGAGAAAAACUCUCUACUUCUGCUUUAUUGGGCGAAAAUUUCGGCACGAGCAAGGACGUGGUCGUAGAAGAACCUCAUGCUGCUGCCACUAGGCAUACCUAUUAUAACGUUGACCAGAUGGGGUCGUCGGCCUCGUCCGCGCCACCUCCGCCGCCGCCGCCCCCGCCGGCCGAGGACGUGCUCAUGGAAGAUGGUGUGGAAGAUCUGCAUCUGCGCGACCGUCUUGGGACGGAAAAUAAAAGUUCUGCGAGCACUUCUCUCGUCGCGGGAGAUCUGCAACAUGUUGAUCUGCUUGUGCUAUCAGGUGGAGCAGCCGCAGCGGCGGAAAUACCAAUAGAGGUAGGAGAAGGAGGUGGUCCUGAUCCUGGUCCUGAUUCUGGUCCCCCUCCACCGCCGCCACCACCGCCGGGAGUAAAUGCGGCGGAAGAUUCUCAAGGGCAAAAAGUGGAGAGGACAUGUUCCUCCGCGGUUCCGGAAACGGAAAAUGUUACACCAGGAAACGAGGAGAAAAGGCCGCGCGAGCAGGAGUUAAUACUGCAAGGAGCUAGCAAAGAUCCGCUUGCCGGUGGGGCUGUCGCUUCGUCCUCAUCAGGACCCCGAAGAGGUGGGGGACCAGCAGCGCGUGAGGAUGAUUCGUUCAUCCACGCAUCAUCUACUACCACUGGCAACAGACACAGGACCACCGGUAAUUUCGCCGAACGUGCCAGCGAGAAGGAAGCAAACCACGUAUCGACAACGUCGACGGGGCACCAUCGGGCCGCGCGGGAACCCCGCGGCGAGCGGGACGCGGGUUUAUCCUGUGCAAAAGUUGUACUAUCGCAGUCGUUCGGAUAUUAAAUUGCAAUACAGCACUGCAAGUGGAGUCUCAUUUUGAUACCUGAUCCAGCUGCGUGACAAAUUGCUUUUUUUUUUAUUCCGCUUAGUAGAGCUUGUUGAUACAAUUUAAAUUUUGUUUUAGAGCUACCAGAACCAGAUCUGAGGAAGUUGCGAGAGGGCUUUUGCAAACAUGUGGAUAGACGUACCACCGCGACCACCACGGGACAACAAGUAGCGGGCACAAUCAGGACAGCAGAGACCACUACGCGACCCGGGACCACCCGCGUGACAAAACCGGCGCGGCCAGAGGCGGACACCGGUCGCGUUCGCGCGGGCGCGGAGACCAUCCCCGGUCGCGUUCGUGCGGGCGCGGAGACCACCGCGGCGGCCAGCACCACCACCACAGCGACCGGCACCAUGGGGCGGCGCGACAGCGGAUCCGCAGGCGGGACCUGGUUCACCAGAAGGACCCGGAGCCCACGCCGGAGGAAAUUGAGGCGUACUUUACGUACCAAAAGAAACAAGUGCUCGCGACCGGAAAAGCCUACUCCACCCGUCCGCACGACUUCAAGCUGGCCACCGGACUGUCGGGCAUCGGGGCGGAGGAGCGCCGGUAUGACAGUGCACAACUCUGCUCCUUCCCCUCAUUUGCAUAGCAUGAACAGUAAUACAGACACCGCCACCGGUGGAGCCUGUGCAUGACAAGUUCAUGCACCUAGUGUAAGUAGUCCUGUUUGGGCUUCCGGAAUGAUCUGUCAUGCAAACAGUACCACGAAGCAGCGCUUCUAUUUGGUAUUUUGCAUGACAAAUGAGGGGGAGGGGGAGUUGUGCACUCUCAUAGCCUGAUGGGCGCCUACGCCCCGGAGGUCAUCCGCGUCGUGCAGAAAAACGAAAAUCUAAAGUCCGUGGCCGUGAUAUGCUGUGCAAAAACAUCCUCACCCCAGAGUUGUCAUGCGGAUCUGCAAGCACAAGAGCAUUUGUAAUGCGCAUCCCCAUGAUAGGCAUUUCCGAUCGUGUUUUGGGACUUGUAAUGCUGUAAACAGGAUGAGCAGAUGGAUUUGUAAUGCGACUUUUCUUGCUAAACUGCACUACACUAGAGCCUGCAAUUUGUAAUGCGUGACUCGCAAAACUUCGAGGUUUGUGUUGCAAAGUCUCCAUCUUGAAUCUGGGGUCGUGGGCACGUUUUUCCUUAGGAUACGUGAAGCGGGAUCACGAGCUGGGCCAGGGGCCCGGCGGCGCGGCGGGCGUAGAGAAAAACCUGUAUCAUGAGGAAAAAUGCCCCCUCCCCAUAUCGAAACGAAGUUUCUGAUGCUGGAUUUCCAUACACAAAUCAGAUUUGUCUUGCAGUAGAGGAAUGCAGGCAUAUGGCAAGCCUCAGCCGAGAGGUUUUGACGUAGGCGCCUAGCAUGACAAACGUGCAUGCUCUGAGCCAAAAAGCAUCACAAACCGCCUGAAAAAUGCGGAACGCUUUCUGGACUUGCCUUCUUGCAAGACAGACAGGAUUUGAGGUCACAAAUGCGCAUCACAAAUUUUCAGACGGAUACGUUUUCGAUAUGGGGAGGGGGGAUUUUUCCUUUUGAUAACCUGGGGGGCGACUUUAUCGACCGCUACAUGAACGUAUGACAGUGCACAACUCCGCCUCCCCCUCAUUUGCAUAGCAUGAACGGCAAUACAAGCAUCAGCAAGAAUGCCAGUUUUGCAUGACAAAUUUGCACUGGAGCGUAAUGCUAUUUGGGCUGCCAGAACUUGUCAUGCAAACAGUGCCAUCAAGAGGCAAGGGGUGGAUUGGGUAUUUUGCAUGACACAUGAGGGGGAGGGGGAGAUGCGCACGGUCAUAGGACACGAAGAGCUACGCCGCCGGCGGAAACCGACGCGACCCGGUCGAGGGUCCGGAAACACUCAAACUCGGCAAGACGAGGCGGUGAAGAGGGCAGUAGUGAGUUGUAAAGCUACAAGAUGGAGCGCUUAAUAUUUUGCGAUUUAUCAGUUAAGGCGAUCUAGUACAACUUGGAAGAACUUGUACCUCCACCGUGCCUCCUGUUGUUCCUCACAAAGAACAACGACCGAAGGAACAAGUGAUCGAAACACAUUUCAACGCUGACAUCAGCAGAGGCAUGGCGCUUUCUCUUCUUGACCCCCGCUCGGGCAAAAAUAGCGAAUAUGAAGAAACACUCACAUAUCACA
This is a messenger RNA of Amoebophrya sp. A120, 8312 nucleotides long. NCBI's taxonomy places the organism in Eukaryota, Dinophyceae, Syndiniales, Amoebophryaceae. The record is from the annotation of a GenBank genome assembly.